Molecule: messenger RNA, 2347 nt
Organism: Pseudomassariella vexata
Lineage: Eukaryota; Fungi; Ascomycota; Sordariomycetes; Amphisphaeriales; Pseudomassariaceae
Exons: 2
Coding region: 352-1926 (524 amino acids)
Source: RefSeq, a predicted model, not a curated record
GGAAGCCUAGGCAACGCAACAUUGACGCUUUGGAGCCGUAAUUGUUACCAGCCUCAGGAUGCGGAUAAAGCCAGCCACGAAAUAACCCCGCGAAAUCCAAAUUGACCCUGACUGACCACACUUGCACAUGGGAAUUUCAUCAUUUCCAUCUUUCUUGCCAAAUGACCAAUUGUUAGGGCCCCUUGAGCGCAGCACAUCAAGUCAUAUUCAAUCGUGAUACGUCACUGAUGCGCCAUUGCUUGCAGUCUUGUUUGAUCCAAACCGUCGGAGUCAAUACAAGCUGCCUCAGUUGAGGGAAGUUGAAAACUGACGCUAUUGCUGCAUUGCUGCGCUAAGAAACCCAUCUUCAAGAUGGAAGCAGCACCGUUGAUUAAGGCGCAUGACCACGCAAAAGCUGCGUCCGACGCAACUCAUGCUGCGAAUUCAACUGUCGCCAUCAAUGAACACACUCGAGCUGCUGGGGAGUUUGCCAAUGCUGCCAAGAACACGACAAGUGUCGAAGCUUUGAGGACGUUGAAGCUUCUCGAAGAGCAUCACCGAAGAUUAUCUGAAAUACUGAAGCUGCCACUCGAGUCGCACGCAUCCCAAAGCAAUAGCAGCAGUCAGAAUGAAGCCCAAGCAUCUGAAGAGAAAGACGAGAGGGUCUCGGUUGCUGACCCGCCUCUGCCGACAUCCAAGUCUGACAGCGAGAAGAACCCACAAAGUAUGCCAAAACUACCGAAGCCGCAGCAGUACCCGUCGCGGGAUCUUGGUGCCUCUAUAGCCAACAACUUGGCCUCUGCGCGAGGUAUUCGAUCCAAGUAUCGCUCCCAACCAUUAAGCCCCAGUGUUUCGAAUGCAGAAGCUCCAGGCAAUAUGGAACUUGCCUCACGCCGCAGCGGGUCCGGGUCAAGAUCAAAGAUGCAGAACAUGCUCGAGCACGCCGACAAGCCAGCAUCGCCGUCUGGGCAGAUUACCCGACAAGGCAGCAAUGAACAGCGUCGCAGUGGAAGUAGCAGUGGCUCCCACAAACCGCAAGACGUUUCAUUAAGCCAGAACGAUGAAGGGUUCUCAAGAUUCUACAGUGCUUUUGGUAGUAUCAUCAACAGGAUCUCGGCGCCGCUCGCCUUUGCCGGACUUCCUUUGGUGCAGGAAGACGCCGAGGAACAAACCCCAGCCCCUGAGCCUCCAGUACAGAAGAGGAACAGACAGAAACCAUCACAUUCUCCAUCAGCGGAGCCAGACCUCAGCAGGAUCUACUCGAAAGCAGCCCUUAAAGCUAUAUCCCGUGACGGUCAUUCUGCGAAUGACUCCUUCUACGUGGUUCCCACCAGCGGACACACUGUCUCCUAUGCCAGCAUUCUAUCGUUUGCCGACAAGGAGAAGCGUCGAAUGGAAGCAUCCUUCCAUGGUGAUCUGGGCAGUCUCGCCGAAGAUCCCGACGAAGAGGACUUUGUUGACGCCAAGGAAUCACAGCCCCCUUUAUCUCCCGGCCUCAAGCGGAGAACAGGCAAAACGCGCUCUGAAAAGGAGCUGAGCAAUGUGGUAGAGGAACUCUACCUCGAGAACAAGAGCCUCAAAGACAUGCUAGAUAAACUUAGUAAGCGCCUCCACGCCUUCGAGUCCAUGUCGCAGAACUCGGGCAUGCGACUGGCGGAAAGCAUGAGACUGAUGCGACCUGGCUCCCCUCUGCCAUCGGCUGGCAAGCCAGGGGCCGGAGACGAGGCGUUGCGCAAGAGGAAUCAGGAGCUCGAGGAAAAAUGUCUGCUCUACGUUAAGCAGAUGGAUGAACUGCAUAAGGACUACAACAAAGCCCGCGCGAAUCUUGUGCGUUAUCGCGAGAAGUGGGAACAGCUUAAAGCUGGGGCUAAGGCUCGGAGGGCUGGCGGAAUGCAGGGCAAUUCGGAAUCUACGGAUGGCGGUAUUGCAUCGCCUAGUAUAGGAUGAGUAAGGAGUUUGUGAUGUCGAUUUGGAAGAAGCGUCGAGUAUCGCUUAGGGUGCGCAUGUAGAUCAACCGACAUGGUGCUGAGGUGCUGCGUUCAUAACGAAUGACUCUCUUACUGGUUGGUGACGUAUUGAUAUCAACGCUCUCUUGACCAACCAUUGAGUACAUUAUCAUCUGUCCAAUAUUGCGAAACCCUUACGCUAGGAAUAGAGUCAUUGACUUUAGUCAACACUGGAUAUUACAAGACACUCUAGGUACUUAAGCUCCUACCCAAGCACUUAGUAGACUGCUCGUUGGAAGUGGCUAUCUGUCUUCAUCCAGUUGCGGUAACUCAUCUGGGCACAUAACUUGAUAAUGGAAAGACCAACUUAGGACUUUUCCAGAGUGAGGAAGGCGCGCUAUCAGAUUGAUGUCAUCCAAACA